CACUACUAUAUAACAAAUAAUUUGAGCCCUACAGACAUGUUACCAGAAGAUUAAACUGAAGCCCUGGAUCACAACAAUCUUAUGUGAAUUAAAAAAGCAUUUCGAAUCAAAGUAACCCAGUGAAAAUGUGGACUUAUCUUUGGGGGGAUGAAUGAUUUGAAGUUAGGGUUUGUAGUGAACACUGUUUAUGGCAAAGACGGCCACAUUCCGCAACAGAUUCAUCUCCUGAUAGUCAGAAUUCUUCUCUACUACUGCUAUACGCCCAAAAUAAACAUAACAUGGGGCUACCAUUUGUUCAGAUCAGGAAUACUUAACAUAUCCUAUAGGAAGAUAUCCCUCCAAUCAAUUGCUCUCAAACCUGCUCAAAAGCUCCUAUCUGACCUUACUAACAGCUUUACCGUACCCUGUGUUAAUAAAACCAGUACCAAAACCUAUCAAAAUGGUAGGACACCUCUGGAGGGCGGGGUUAACGAAAUGGAAGGUUCUGAUUUGUUGAGCAGGUUAGAUGAGGAGGCUGAGAAGGAGGUCGAGAUGACUAACAGGAGCUGGGAGGAGGCGCUCACAAUGGUCGCUUCUGACUUCAACUGGGAUGAUGACACUGAUAAUCUUAUCUUCGUUUUGUCAUCCUCCUUGAUUGGUGACAGUGACCGAAUAAGGACAAUAUUAUCAAGCUUAAAGAAAGAUAAAAAGGUUAAGUUGGUGACGAUCGAUACAAACGCUUUGGAGGGUUCAAGGUCGUCAAUAGACCAAGAAGCUCUUGAUAAAAUAAUACAUGGGAGGUACUCAAGGCAGAAAACUUGUAUCGUUCCUACCGACCUUCUUUGCUCCGACCUAUCCAAGUUUUGCUUCAGACAAAUUUUCAGGUCACAUUUGACGAACCAUGUCAAUAAACCUGCCCAGAAAGUUAAAUUUAUUGGAACAGAGACUAUCCUUGUACUCGAUGACAGUAGCGGCGAAGAGAACCCUGCGGUGGAUGAUGGAGACAUGGAGUUUGCGCUGUCUCCAAUGGAUCAGGACAUGGAUGACAGAGGACAGUUCAUCAGCUUGAUGUUCAAGAUGGAGGUCUCUUAUUCUUUUGCUGGCAGGUAUUUGGAUCACAGGAACUGCUACUUUGUGGCGUUUAAUUACCCAGUAAUUUAUUGCAGGUAUUUGGAUCACAGGAACUGCUACUUUGUGGCGUUUGAUGAGAAGUUUGCCGAAUUUACCACCCCGGACUGGCCGUCAUUCUCAGUCGAGUCCGUCGAGGUAAAAGAGGACAAAAAGUACAGUAACACGUACGUGAUAAAGCACCUUACCCCUACAGUUGGGGUCAUGUUCAGUUUGUUGGCCCUGGCUGAUCCUUCCGAUCUUGUUCAAUUACCGAGAACUCCCGAGGAGGAGUGUUUCGAUCUCAUUUCUUUUCAUGAUUUGGGGGUGGACGAGAAUUCAGCGGAUUUGUUUAUUGAUGUGAGCAGUCAAUUUCGUAUGAGUGUCAGUGACUUGUGUCUGAUAAACAAUACAACCGAGAAAAACGAUUCGCAUAUGAUGGAACAGAUAAAGAACUUUCACGAUCUUCACAUAAAGGAUCCAUUUGUCGUACGAUCUUCUUCCAAACCCGACGACAACUGUGAACCUAAGAGGGUAUGUAAGGUAGAAGACGCACUAGCUACCAUACCCGAGAUAACAGCAGAUUGUGCGUUAGACGAGGCCAUGUUACAGUCAUCUCCGCGAUCUUACGAGCGCGCAAACAUCGCAGCACUUGUGCGCAAAUAUCAGAACGACGUGAAACAAGAGCUGCAAAGUCCUUCUAAACUUAAAGAGAAACACAGUGAUGAUAGUGGGAAGUUGGUGAAGGAGCACAAAAUUCAGGUGGUAUUGCACCUAGUUUGGUACUGUGAGUUCAGUGAUAUGGAGACCGAGGAGAAGGAUUGUGCUGCAUCCGGGGUCCUCGCUCUCCUCAGAUCUCUCUCCUUCCUUACCUCUCCUACUCAAAUGUUCAACUUCCUUAACGACCAGAUAUUGAAGGAGUUCCACGAGGAUUGCCAAGAUUUGUUGCGAGAACUUUACGAGGAUGGUUUCUUGAUGGAGGUUCCAGAUAUUUUGUGUGACGACUCGAACAGUCUGUCUAGCAGUGUUCUUUCUACACACCAUGCUCAAGCCCCACUAUACUGCGAGGAUACAUCUAACUCUCAAUCAAACGACGCCACAAUCUCCUCCCAAUCAACAUUUACCCGUCAUCGGAGCUGGAUGGAUCCUUGUCAGAGCUCUCAGAGCAGCUUUUCUAUCUCAGUCCCCAAACACAAGAAAAAGAAGAAGAAACAUCGGGAGUACCCGGGUAAAGUGCGGGAGCAUAAGAUAGCAGCUAAGGUAUGCAGCAAGAAGCAGGUUGGUGUGGAAGUGGGACGGAGCAAAUAUUUGUCUUCUGAGAUAACUCCUGAUGAAGUGAAGCAGAGCUCUAAGAGACGGAAGUUGUCACGGAAGAACUCUAUUCUGGACACCCCACUUAAAAAACAGGUUAAAAACCCUACGGCCGCCAAGACAAGCAGAGCUCGUCAGCGGGUCGAUUUGACUCCCCAGAAGGAAUGUACGUCUGUAUCUCAGAUCCAAGAAUCUCCAGUCAGAGCAACUUCAGGUCGAGCAUCGUCCUUUUUCGGCAGCCAAUCUCAAAACAAGUCCUUGAAAACAUUCGCCAUCAAGGACGGCUUCAAGACUCCAAACAGACCAGUUUUUAAUUUGAAAACCACUCCCUCCAGUUCGACAGAAGAUAUCCCCUCCCUUUUCCGGAGUCCUGACCAGGUCAGUAACACUCCUCCUCGCGAUUCCAACUCUCAGCACUCGAACACUCAGAACUCGAAUACUCCGAACUCGAACUCUCAGCACAGUUUUACUCCACCUGGUACUCCUCGUUCUGGAAGGAAGUUUGUUAAGAAAAUAUUGUAUAACUCACCUAUGAGGGCUCUGUUUGUAACUGGGAGCCAGUUUUCCCCUAAACGUAAACCUCUUGAUUCGGACUACAUUCAGAUGAAAGGAUCACCCUCUAGAAGUAUGGUGGAGAAAGAAAAUGAACCUUUCUUCCCUACCUUAAAACAUUUCGACAACAGCUCAGAUCCCAAACUACCGCAAUCAGAUUUUGGCACCAACACCCUGGAGCCAAUAAUACAUCCCCGAGUAAACGAGGACGCCCAGAUGCCAACAUUCCAAUCCUCUCCCUAUCAGGGCACGAUAAACAUACAAUCCAAGGGAGGGUUCCUGAAGCUUCUGGAAGAAUCCAACAGCAUGUCGCACGGAAUGUCGUACGGAGUUGAUAAGAAGCGUGAUUCGGAUAAUGAGUCGGAUGUAAGUGCAGUGUCAGUGUCUAGUUUCAAAAGCAUUCUCAAAUCUCCCUUCACCUCGGGCAAGAGAAAGAAGAGAACUGUUAGCUUUUCUCUUGACUUGGAAACUCCAUUUUCAUCGGACAACGAAUCAGAGAUCACUGGCACAGACGACUUUUGUAGUUUGUUGAAUCUGGUGGAUGGGUCGAUUAAAAGUGAUGAGAUAGUAAAUACGUUCGAUAUGUUUGGGUGUGAGUCUUUGAGCAAUCAUAGCUCACAACCACAACCUGGAAGCAAUCCUAGCUCACAACCAAAAUCUGAAAACAAUCCUAGCUCGAAACCAGAAUUAGGGAUCGAGUCGAGCUCGAAACCAGAAUCGGGGAAAAACCUCAGCUCAAAACCGGACGUAGAAAACUUUGGGGAUGUCGAUUGCUCAAUGGCAACGAUCGGGUCAGAUAUUUCAGAUGAAGGGGAGUACAGAAAAAGAAAGCGUUCCGAAUCUCCAAGUUGAUAGGAUCCUUCGGGCAAGUUGUUAGGUAGGUGUAUCACUCAUGAUAAAAUUCUGCUGUUUAUUUUUUAAUUGUUAGUUAGUAACUAUAGCACGGCUGAUUGUUUUAACGGGUCAAAUUUUUAGUUAUUACCAAGUAUUUAUAAGUAAUAAAUUAUGUUAGGACUAUUAGAUUCCUAUGGUGAUUAACUUCUCUUUCAAGGCAGUGUAUUAACAUUUAUUUAUUCUAAAUUUUAAUCAAAAGAUCUAGGGUCCUUCUACGAUUGCGAGAAAACGUAACAUUAGGAAUUUUAAUGCUUAAUAUUUAUUAUAUUUAUAUAUAUGUUUUUGACAGUUUUACCAAUUUCAUGUUUUUACGUUUAUAACGGUAUUUGUUUUUUUAAAGACAUGCCUAUUGUAAGGUCAUUAAUCUAUAAGUAUAUUAACAAUUUGAUAGAAAUAAUCAGGGCUCGAAAGUGCUCUUAUUAAAAUUGUGGUUUCUAGUUUUACCGACUUUUAGAAAAUUCUUUAUUACCAUUUCUAAAUUUCAUUUAAUGGAGUAGACAAUUUUAUAACAUAAUAGAUUUGCUGAAUUAACAAUUGCAAUAUUAGGUUUCAAUACAUUAAUUAUAGUUA
Bolinopsis microptera is the source of this 4413-nucleotide messenger RNA. RefSeq lists its product as uncharacterized. The transcript has 13 exons. NCBI's taxonomy places the organism in Eukaryota, Metazoa, Ctenophora, Tentaculata, Lobata, Bolinopsidae. The record is from RefSeq and is a predicted model, not a curated record. The coding region runs from base 148 to 3801 and encodes 1217 amino acids.